GCGCAGCAGCGGGCACGGCGCGCGCCCGGGCCUCUCGCUCCCGGCUGCUGAGCGGUCUGCAAGCGUGCCGGCCACCGGCUGCACUGAGAGGCAGGGGCCUUGAGGGCCGGCCCUGGAUCCUGACUGCCCUUCUGCCAGGAAGACACAUGCAGCCAAAGAUGAAUUUGGGAAAAGUAGCGGCUUGCUCCUUUAACCAUGGAAAAGCAGGGCUACAGUGAGAUGGAAAUUAUCCCAUCAGAGUCUCAGUCCCACAUUAACUUGUUGAAAAUCAACCGGGAGCUUCUGGUCACUCACAUCCGCAACACUCAGUGUCUGGUGGACAACUUGCUGAAGAAUGACUACUUCUCGGCAGAGGACGCAGAGAUCGUGGGUGCCUGCCCCACGCUGCCCGACAAGGUCCGCAAAAUUCUGGACCUGGUACAGAGCAAGGGCGAGGAGGUGUCCGAGUUCUUCCUGUACGUGCUGCAGCAACUCGCAGAUGCGUAUGUGGACCUCAGGCCUUGGCUGUCGGAGAUCGGCUUCUCCCCUUCCGAGCUCAUUCAGAGCAAAGCUGUUGUCAACACCGACCCAGUGAGCAGGUACACCCAGAAGCUUCGACACCAACUGGGCCACGACUCCAGGUUCAUCCUGUGCUACGCCCAGAAGGAGGAGCUGCUGCUGGAGGAGAUGUACACGGACACCAUCAUGGAGCUGGUUGGCUUCUGCAACGAGAGCCUGGGCAGGCUGGGCAGCCUGGCCUGCCUCCUGGACCACACCACGGGCAUCCUCAAUGAGCAGGGCGAGACCAUCUUUGUCUUUGGCGACGCCGGCGUGGGCAAGUCCAUGCUGCUGCAGCGGCUGCAGGGCCUCUGGGCCACCGGCCAGCUGGACGCGGGGUUCAAGUUCUUCUUCCACUUCCGCUGCCGCAUGUUCAGCUGCUUCAAGGAGAGCGACACACUGUGCCUGCAGGACCUGCUCUUCAAGCAUUACUGCUACCCGGAGCAGGACCCCGAGGAGGUGUUCGCCUUCCUGCUGCGCUUUCCCCACACGGCUCUCUUCACCUUCGACGGCCUGGACGAGCUCCACUCAGACUUUGACCUGAGCAGCGUGCCUGACUCCUCCUCCCCCUGGGCGCCUGCCCACCCCCUGGUCCUGCUGGCCAGCUUGCUCAGUGGGAAGCUGCUCAAAGGGGCCAGCAAGCUGCUCACGGCCCGCACGGGCAUCGAGAUCCCGCGCCAGCUCCUUCGGAAGAAGGUGCUUCUGCUGGGCUUCUCCCCCAGCCAGCUGCGGGCCUACGCCAAGAGGAUGUUCCCCGACAGGGCCGUGCAGGACCACCUGUUGGAACAGCUGGAAGCCAACCCCAACCUCUGCAGCCUGUGCGCCGUGCCCCUCUUUUGCUGGAUCAUCUUCCGGUGUUUCCAGCACUUCCACAGUGCCUUCGACAGCUCCCUGCAGCUGUCCGACUGCACGGUGACGCUGACCGACAUCUUCCUGCUGGUCACUGAGGUCCACCUGAACCGGACACAGCCCACCAGCCUGGUGCAGCGGAACACGCGGAGCCAGUCAGAGGCCUUCCACGCUGGCCGGGGCACCCUGCGCUCGCUGGGGCAAGUGGCCCACUGGGGCAUGGAGAAGAACCUCUUUGUCUUCAGCCAGGAGGAGGUGCAGGCCUCCGAAAUGCAGGAGAGAGACCUGCAGCUGGGCUUCCUGCGGGCGGUGCCAGAGCUGGGCCUCGGAGGCGACCGGCAGUCCUACGAGUUUUUCCACAUCACCCUCCAGUCCUUCUUUACUGCCUUCUUUCUCGUGGUGGACGACAGGGUGGGCACUCGGGAGCUGCUCAGGUUCUUCCAGGAGUGGGCACCUCCUGGGGAGGCAGCAGCGUCCUGCUACCCCCGCUUCCUCCCUUUCCAGUGCCUGGGGGGUAGCGGCUUGGUGGGGGAAGACCCCUUCAAGAACAAGGACCACUUUCACUUCACCAACCUCUUCCUGUGCGGGCUGUUGUCCAAAGCCAAACAGAAGCUCCUGCGGCGCCUGGUGCCCGCCGCCGUCCUGCGGAGAAAGCGCAAGGCCCUGUGCGCACACCUGUUCGCCAGCCUGCGGUCCCACCUGAAGAACCUGCCCCGCCUUCAGAGUGGGGGCUUCAACCAGGUGCAGGCCAUGCCUACCUUCAUCUGGAUGCUGCGCUGCAUCUAUGAGACGCAGAGCGAGAAGGUGGGGCGGCUGGCGGCCAGGGGCAUCUGUGCCAACUACCUCAAGCUGACCUACUGCAAUGCCUGCUCGGCCGACUGCAGCGCCCUCUCCUUCGUCCUGCACCACUUCCGCAAGCGGCUGGCCCUCGACCUGGACAACAACAAUCUCAAUGACUACGGCGUGCGGGAACUGCAGCCCUGCUUCAGCCGCCUCACCAUCCUCAGACUCAGCGUAAACCAGAUCACUGACAGUGGAGUAAAGGUGCUACAGGAAGAGCUGACCAAAUACAAAAUUGUGACCUAUUUAGGCUUAUACAAAAACCAGAUCACGGAUGUGGGAGCCAGGUACAUCGCCAGAAUCCUGGAUGAAUGCAAAGGCCUCAUGUACCUUAAACUGGGAGAAAACAAAAUAACGAGCGAAGGGGGAAAGUGUCUCGCGCUGGCUGUGAAGAACAGCAAAUCCAUCUUUGAAGUGGGGAUGUGGGGCAACAGAAUUGGUGAUGAAGGAGCAAAGGCCUUCGCGGAGGCUCUGAGGAACCACCCCAGCUUGACCAACCUGAGUCUUGCAUUCAACGGCAUCUCUACAGAAGGAGGAAAGAGCCUCGCGUGGGCCCUGCAGCAGAACGCGUCUCUGAGAAUAUUCUGGCUCACCAAAAAUGAACUCAAUGAUGAAGUGGCAGAGAGCUUGGCAGAGAUGUUGCAAGUCAACCAGACACUGAAACAUUUAUGGCUUAUCCAGAACCAGAUCACAGCCAAGGGAGUUGCCCAGCUGGCGGAUGCAUUACAGAAGAACACUGGCAUAAUGGAGAUUUGCCUAAAUGGAAACUUGAUAAAGCCAGAAGAAGCCAAAGUCUUUGAAGAUGAGAAACGGAUUGUCUGUUUCUGAGAGGAUGUUGUCCUGUUCGUGGGUCUCGGCCCUGGGAGGCUCCCUGGCAGCAGACUCCACUGUGCAAUCACCUGUCUUGGCUGUCUGAAAGGGCUCUGCUGAGACGGGACCCUCAGGAGCCCACUGUCUUCGUGAUGCAAAUCACCCUCCAUGCGGACGCUCUGAUUGGCCGACUCUGAGCAGCUGUUACAAUUUUGCAGGAAAAGCGUGUGCCUUGUGCGCCGUUUUAGUUCCUGUCAGUAUACUAGGAAGAGACGUUAACGCACAUCCAUGCUUAUUUUAAUCUGAAACUGGAGGAAUAAGACUUUGAGCUCAUACAAACACCUGGCCCUUAGGCCAGCGGGCGUGAGUUGGUCCCAGCUGUCUUCCUUGAAGAGUUGAGGACGUGGUACAAAGUUGGUGCCAAUCUUCUUGGAGAAAAAGUGCUCAACGAACAGGAAGUGUUUUACCUGAAAUAGUCUCUCCUUCCUCACUACUUCCCCAUGUGUUGUUAUUCCCACUUUACAGCUGUAGAUACUGAGGUGUUACAGUGCGGGGAUUUCGCUUACGGGAGGUUUAUAGGGAGACGGUGUUGAGAAAAGGGCUCAUCACAGGGUUUUUAGCCCUGGAGUCUCACUGUCUGCUGACAGCGACCACUGGAUGCCCUCGUAGCCAGUCUAAGAGAAAGGACGGUGCCUUCGUAAUGUCGAGUUUCCACUCAGGACUUUGGCCUGGCUAGGCUGACCUCCUCCUGAAGGCUAAUACAUGGCAAAGGGGCUCUGCCCUGAAGGAAGCAUUAAUGCCCGUCCUCCAGAAGGAAUAAGGCAUAGCUUGCCCUUGUGGCCCUGGCAUCCAAACAGAAGCUUCUCUCUCUCUCCUGCCUUCUUGAGGAAGGGCAGUCUCUUCCUGCUGCUGAGUAGUUGUGAGGGUGACUGAGUUGGAGCCAAGACUCAGGCUCCAGCUGAGAACCUGGCUAGCAUGCGUGAUGGACACCUACUACCACAGUGGGCACGUGGAUGCUAAAGGGGGAAGGGUGGUGAUAUUACCAGAUAACUUGUUCUUUUGCCAAUUCAUUUGUUAAUAAAAUACUGAAAACACUCACU
This is a messenger RNA of Diceros bicornis minor, 4136 nucleotides long. It is a transcript of the gene NOD1, whose product is annotated as nucleotide binding oligomerization domain containing 1. The coding region runs from base 196 to 3054 and encodes 952 amino acids. The record is from RefSeq and is a predicted model, not a curated record. Gene Ontology annotation, molecular function: protein binding. Lineage: Eukaryota; Metazoa; Chordata; Mammalia; Perissodactyla; Rhinocerotidae. The transcript is spliced from 12 exons. Gene Ontology annotation, biological process: regulation of apoptotic process.